Molecule: messenger RNA, 444 nt
Organism: Dioszegia hungarica
Lineage: Eukaryota; Fungi; Basidiomycota; Tremellomycetes; Tremellales; Bulleribasidiaceae
Exons: 1
Coding region: 1-444 (147 amino acids)
Source: RefSeq, a predicted model, not a curated record
AUGACCUGCGCGACCGAGACGCACAACCAGGAGGUACGGACCGAUAUUUACAGGAAAAAAAAGGUCCCCAUCCUGCCAUGUCCGCCCGUCGUUCUGACGCCCAAUACCGAUGCAACCGCUUCGAUGUCCGUCGUGCCUUUCCCGCCGUCCGCCCUCCGAGGAAAUAAGCGAGGAAGUCGAGUGGCCUUCUUCGCCACCUUCUCCGCCCCCUUCUCCGCCACCUUCUCCCUUUACCGGCUCCGGCACCUCGACUGGCGCCGUCCUCCAGGAGGCCCGCUUGUAAGGCUGGCUCUGCAACGGCUCCUCCAGCGCCCGCUUCUUCCCCUUGGCAUUGCUGCCUACGACCCCGCUGAGGCUCUGCUCCUCGGUGGAGAUGACGAGCGUCCAAGGCGAAGACAGGCGCGGCCGCCGCGUCCCCCUCCUUUUCGCCGCUGGCCGGGCUGA